GCGAAAUCCUUUUGGAAACAGACUGAAUCCUACAGAAUGAAAGAGAAACGGCAAACCAAACCUCACAGAGGUUCUCCUUGAAAGAUGAAAAAUUAACUAGGCAUUGUCGGGGGUGGGAAUGUGGAUGGCGGCGCUGGACGCCCCGUCUUCAGCCUCCCGACACUUUCCUUCUCCAAAGCCAUUUUAGUCAAAGGUCAUGUGUGUGUCUUGUCAAAGGCCAGCUUCCAAUGGAAUCAUUGUCCCCCGGGACAGCGGCCCCCUGACUACAUCUGCACUGGAGAAAUCCCAAAAGCAAACGGCCAGUGCAAACAAGAGCAGUCCGCAGCAGCCGUCCCGAGCACAGCUCCCAGGUCGCGGGGCUGCAGCCCAGGCCGCGUCCGCAGCGCCCGGGCAGGAACAGACGCCGAGACUCCCGCAGCAUGACCCGCCACGCCGAUCGGAUAAUAUCCCUGUUCACUUUUGCCGUUGGAAUCAAUAUCUGCUUAGGAUUCACUGCACAUCGAAUUAAGAGAGCAGAAGGAUGGGAGGAAGGUCCUCCUACAGUGCUAUCAGACUCCCCCUGGACCAACAUCUCCGGAUCUUGCAAGGGCAGGUGCUUUGAACUUCAAGAGGCUGGACCUCCUGAUUGUCGCUGUGACAACUUGUGUAAGAGCUAUACCAGUUGCUGCCAUGACUUUGAUGAGCUGUGUUUGAAGACAGCCCGUGGCUGGGAGUGUACUAAGGACAGAUGUGGAGAAGUCAGAAAUGAAGAAAAUGCCUGUCACUGCUCAGAGGACUGCUUGGCCAGGGGAGACUGCUGUACCAAUUACCAAGUGGUUUGCAAAGGAGAGUCGCAUUGGGUUGAUGAUGACUGUGAGGAAAUAAAGGCUGCAGAAUGCCCUGCAGGGUUUGUUCGCCCUCCAUUAAUCAUCUUCUCCGUGGACGGCUUCCGUGCAUCAUACAUGAAGAAAGGCAGCAAAGUCAUGCCUAAUAUUGAAAAACUAAGGUCUUGUGGCACACACUCUCCCUACAUGAGGCCGGUGUACCCAACUAAAACCUUUCCUAACUUAUACACUUUGGCCACUGGGCUAUAUCCAGAAUCACAUGGAAUUGUUGGCAAUUCAAUGUAUGAUCCUGUAUUUGAUGCCACUUUUCAUCUGCGAGGGCGAGAGAAAUUUAAUCAUAGAUGGUGGGGAGGUCAACCGCUAUGGAUUACAGCCACCAAGCAAGGGGUGAAAGCUGGAACAUUCUUUUGGUCUGUUGUCAUCCCUCACGAGCGGAGAAUAUUAACCAUAUUGCAGUGGCUCACCCUGCCAGACAAUGAGAGGCCUUCGGUCUAUGCCUUCUAUUCUGAGCAACCUGAUUUCUCUGGACACAAAUAUGGCCCUUUCGGCCCUGAGGAGAGUAGUUAUGGCUCACCUUUUACUCCGGCUAAGAGACCUAAGAGGAAAGUUGCCCCUAAGAGGAGACAGGAAAGACCAGUUGCUCCUCCAAAGAAAAGAAGAAGAAAAAUACAUAGGAUGGAUCAUUAUGCUGCGGAAACUCGUCAGGACAAAAUGACAAAUCCUCUGAGGGAAAUCGACAAAAUUGUGGGGCAAUUAAUGGAUGGACUGAAACAACUAAAACUGCAUCGGUGUGUCAAUGUCAUCUUUGUCGGAGACCAUGGAAUGGAAGAUGUCACGUGUGAUAGAACUGAGUUCUUGAGUAAUUACCUAACUAAUGUGGAUGAUAUUACUUUAGUGCCUGGAACUCUAGGAAGAAUUCGAUCCAAAUUUAGCAACAAUGCUAAAUAUGACCCCAAAGCCAUUAUUGCCAAUCUCACGUGUAAAAAACCAGAUCAGCACUUUAAGCCUUACUUGAAACAGCACCUUCCCAAACGUUUGCACUAUGCCAACAACAGAAGAAUUGAGGAUAUCCAUUUAUUGGUGGAACGCAGAUGGCAUGUUGCAAGGAAACCUUUGGAUGUUUAUAAGAAACCAUCAGGAAAAUGCUUUUUCCAGGGAGAUCACGGAUUUGAUAACAAGGUCAACAGCAUGCAGACUGUUUUUGUAGGUUAUGGCCCAACAUUUAAGUACAAGACUAAAGUGCCUCCAUUCGAAAACAUUGAACUUUACAAUGUUAUGUGUGAUCUCCUGGGAUUGAAGCCAGCUCCUAAUAAUGGGACCCAUGGAAGUUUGAAUCAUCUCCUGCGCACUAAUACCUUCAGGCCAACCAUGCCAGAGGAAGUUACCAGACCCAGUUAUCCAGGGAUUAUGUACCUUCAGUCUGAUUUUGACCUGGGCUGCACUUGUGAUGAUAAGGUAGAGCCAAAGAACAAGUUGGAUGAACUCAACAAACGGCUUCAUACAAAAGGGUCUACAGAAGCUGAAACCAGGAAAUUCAGAGGCAGCAGAAAUGAAAACAAGGAAAACAUUAAUGGAAAUUUUGAACCUAGGAAAGAGAGACACCUCCUCUAUGGGCGACCUGCAGUGCUUUAUCGGACUAGAUAUGAUAUCUUAUAUCACACUGACUUUGAAAGUGGUUAUAGUCAAAUAUUCCUAAUGCCACUCUGGACAUCAUAUACUGUUUCCAAACAGGCUGAGGUUUCCAGCAUUCCUGACCAUCUGACCAGUUGCGUCCGGCCUGAUGUCCGUGUUUCUCCGAGUUUCAGUCAGAACUGUUUGGCCUACAAAAAUGAUAAGCAGAUGUCCUACGGAUUCCUCUUUCCUCCUUAUCUGAGCUCUUCACCAGAGGCUAAAUAUGAUGCAUUCCUUGUAACCAAUAUGGUUCCAAUGUAUCCUGCCUUCAAACGGGUCUGGAAUUAUUUCCAAAGGGUAUUGGUGAAGAAAUAUGCUUCGGAAAGAAAUGGAGUUAACGUGAUAAGUGGACCAAUCUUCGACUAUGACUAUGAUGGCUUACAUGACACAGAGGACAAAAUAAAACAGUACGUGGAAGGCAGUUCCAUUCCUGUUCCAACUCACUACUACAGCAUCAUCACCAGCUGUCUGGAUUUCACUCAGCCUGCCGACAAGUGUGACGGCCCUCUCUCUGUGUCCUCCUUCAUCCUGCCUCACCGGCCUGACAACGAGGAGAGCUGCAAUAGCUCAGAGGACGAAUCAAAAUGGGUAGAAGAACUCAUGAAGAUGCACACAGCUCGGGUGCGUGACAUUGAACAUCUCACCAGCCUGGACUUCUUCCGAAAGACCAGCCGCAGCUACCCAGAAAUCCUGACACUCAAGACAUACCUGCAUACAUAUGAGAGCGAGAUUUAACUUUCUGAGCAUCUGCAGUACAGUCUUAUCAACUGGUUGUAUAUUUUUAUAUUGUUUUUGUAUUUAUUAAUUUGAAACCAGGACAUUAAAAAUGUUAGUAUUUUAAUCCUGUACCAAAUCGGACAUAUUAUGCCUGAAUGACUCCACUGUUUUUCUCUAAUGCUUGAUUUAGGUAGCCUUGUGUUCUGAGUAGAGCUUGUAAUAAAUACUGCAGCUUGAGUUUUUAGUGGAAGCUUCUAAAUGGUGCUGCAGAUUUGAUAUUUGCAUUGAGGAAAUAUUAAUUUUCCAAUGCACAGUUGCCACAUUUAGUUCUGUACUGUAUGGAAACACUGAUUUUGUAAAGUUGCCUUUAUUUGCUGUUAACUGUUAACUAUGACAGAUAUAUUUAAGCCUUAUAAACCAAUCUUAAACAUAAUAAAUCACACAUUCAGUUUU
Messenger RNA from Pan troglodytes (chimpanzee), 3665 nucleotides. RefSeq names its product ectonucleotide pyrophosphatase/phosphodiesterase 2 (gene ENPP2). The record is from RefSeq and is a predicted model, not a curated record. Gene Ontology annotation, biological process: immune response; phosphatidylcholine catabolic process. The coding region runs from base 420 to 3230 and encodes 936 amino acids. Gene Ontology annotation, molecular function: polysaccharide binding; scavenger receptor activity; phosphatidylcholine lysophospholipase A1 activity. The transcript has 27 exons. Lineage: Eukaryota; Metazoa; Chordata; Mammalia; Primates; Hominidae.